AUGGAAGUAAAGGAAACUGUAACUGGCGAAUCAACCGUAACGGCUGAUGGUAUUGUCCUAGCUCUGGUUGAACAACUUGAAUUAUUAACAUUAUCUCAACCUCUUAGUGAAAUACUUUCAGGCAAAACAAUCGAUAGAAACAUCGAAGUUGAGGCUAGGAUUGGGAUAUUGAAGGAAAGGGAUGAUAAGCGGUUCAUGUUGCCAACAGAUGGAGACGCGAUUUUAGCCAAAAGGGCCCAAGUUUCUUUCACCCCUGGAGUAUCAACUACCCAACUGAAAUUACUCUCUGAUAUGUUGAAAUCAGAUAAACAAUGGGCUUUUAAGGGCGUUACCCAAACUAUUGAUAGGUACUUUAAACUUGCCCACUAUGAAGACCAAGUUAGGUGGUCAAAAUCACCAAACCUAGAGACUUUAGAUUGCAUAACCAAAUCUAAACUUGUGACGAUGGAUGUCACAACGGGGAAGGUUUUUUAUCAGGAAAUAUAUGAUAAUGUAGGCGAUAUGAACGAUUACUUGUUGUUGGACUAUAGAAUUGCAAUAAAUCUGGAAACUACAGUUAAAACUAGUGAAUUGCCAAAUGAAAAUAUGGCUGUUUACCAACGCUAUCGUACCAGGGAGUCGUUUUACCAUAAUAAAACUAAGAUUACAAUUGAUCUCACUAAAGUAACAUCAAAAGCGAUCAACAAAAGCGUCUCAAAUAUCACAGACAACUGCGAAGUAGAAGUUGAGCUUAAUUCAAAAAAAUUGUUAAAUUUGCUAAAAGCUGAUAGUGCUGAACAUGUGGUGGCUAAAAGGCGUAAACUGAUCCAAUACUGCGCGACACUGAUUAAUACAGCUAGAUCAUUGUGUACAUUGCUUAGUCUGGACACAAACGUUUGUCUCAACAAGAAGAAAUUGAAGAUUAAGCUUUGUGAUCUAAGGGUAGGCAGACAUGAUAGUGAGGUGGAGAGGUACAAGAAAUUUGUCAACCAGCAGGAACCACUGAUUGGGGAUUACCUUUAUCGUGCUCUAGCUAGUCCAGACGCUGAUCAAAUAAUACCAAAUACUUCUUUUUAUGAUGACCCUAAACAAGAGAUAGAUGGGCCAUUCUAUGCUAAAAUAGACGAUGCAGGCAAAAAAAUCGUUGCAUCCGGGUGA
Messenger RNA from Babesia microti strain RI, 1137 nucleotides. RefSeq names its product mRNA capping enzyme beta chain. Lineage: Eukaryota; Apicomplexa; Aconoidasida; Piroplasmida; Babesiidae. The record is from RefSeq and is a predicted model, not a curated record. Bases 1 to 1137 code for a protein of 378 amino acids. The transcript has a single exon. Gene Ontology annotation, molecular function: polynucleotide 5'-phosphatase activity.